UAAACAAACGUGGUCAUGUCCAGAGCAUCUCAUCCUGUCCUGAAGGUGGCACUUUUACUUCUCGUUCUCCAACAAAGCUCCAGCUGUAACAGUCGUUAUCAUAUAUCUCUAAUGAGGCUGAACUGGUUCGAAUCCAUAGAGUACUGUAGCCGGCUUGGCAUGAGGCUGUCCGUUCUGAACACGCUCGAAAAACACACCGAAGCCGUCCGCGAGGCCCAGGCCACCGUGCGAGACUUUUCGGGAUUCCACAACGGCCUCUGGAUUGGUGGUAGCGAUCUCGGCAAGAAGGGAUCGUUCGUGUGGCUUCCAACGGGGACGAAGGUUACCUGGACCAAGUGGAAGUUUGGGGAACCGUCCGGAGGUGCAAACGAACGCUGCAUGAACCUGUACAAUUGGCACGAGGAAGAGUUUUACUGGAUGACGAACGAUGCCAACUUUGAUCAGUUAGUCAGAAUAAGCGAGGUUGCAAUUAUGGCUCGUUCUUUUUGUACCAUAGCGAAGCUCGUUUUACUUCUUCUUCUUGCUGCUGAGCAGGGUCUCAGCUGUAACUCACGCUAUCACAUAUCUUGUACCACGUUCAACUGGUUCGAGGCGGUCGAGUACUGCAACCGUCUGGGGAUGCGCCCGGCCAUCCUGGACACUCCGGCCAAACACGAUGAAGCCGUACGAGAGGCCCAACUGACCGGCAAGCAAGCGUCCGGAUUCUUUGGCCUGUGGCUUGGUGCGACGGAUCUGGGCCGGAUCGGAACGUACGUGUGGCAACCGACGGGAUCGCGGGUCGGUUGGGUCAAGUGGAGGCCCGGAGAGCCCACCGGAGGACCGGAACACUGCAUGAAUCUGUACUACUGGCCCAGGCAGGGCUUCCAGUGGACGGUGAACGAUGCCCCGUGUGAUACCAAGCUGUACGCGCUGUGCCAGCAGGAUUAUCGUGAUUAUUGAGAUGCAAUACCUUGAUUAAGGUGUUGAUCACUUAAAUAUAUGCAUAGCA
This is a messenger RNA of Culex pipiens pallens (northern house mosquito), 988 nucleotides long. RefSeq lists its product as uncharacterized. Bases 16 to 939 code for a protein of 307 amino acids. Gene Ontology annotation, cellular component: external side of plasma membrane. Gene Ontology annotation, molecular function: carbohydrate binding. The transcript is spliced from 4 exons. The record is from RefSeq and is a predicted model, not a curated record. Lineage: Eukaryota; Metazoa; Arthropoda; Insecta; Diptera; Culicidae. Gene Ontology annotation, biological process: biological process involved in interspecies interaction between organisms.